AUGGGAUUCGGACUUCACUAUUGGGAUAUUGAUCCGGGAAAUGGCAAGACUAUUUUGCAGAUUUUCUAUGUAUUGCAGAUGCUUUACAUCUUUGUCCAAGUUUUUGCCAAGGCCUCCAUUGCCUGCUUCUACUCCCGCGUGUUCACCAACCAGAAGUUCCGCCUGGCAGUCAAGUUCUUCAUGGUGUUUCUAUUCGUCCACGGAUUCAUGUUUCUGCUGUUGAUGGUGUUUCAAUGCCUACCGAUCGAGUCGAUCUGGGAUCGAUCUAUCCAGGGUCGCUGCCUCAACGUUUCGGCUAUCAGCUACGGAGGCGCUGCUUGUAGUAUCCUGGAGGAUAUUGUCUUGAUUGUUAUCCCUAUUCCAGAACUGAUGAAGCUUCAACUGGGAAAGAAGAAGAGAACGGCAUUGGUUUGCAUGUUUGCUAUUGGAUCCUUGUAA
This is a messenger RNA of Colletotrichum fioriniae, 438 nucleotides long. The record is from RefSeq and is a predicted model, not a curated record. NCBI's taxonomy places the organism in Eukaryota, Fungi, Ascomycota, Sordariomycetes, Glomerellales, Glomerellaceae.